Molecule: messenger RNA, 2619 nt
Organism: Vespula pensylvanica (western yellowjacket)
Lineage: Eukaryota; Metazoa; Arthropoda; Insecta; Hymenoptera; Vespidae
Gene: lok
Product: ovarian-specific serine/threonine-protein kinase Lok
Exons: 7
Coding region: 1058-2515 (485 amino acids)
Biological process (GO): mitotic DNA damage checkpoint signaling; protein phosphorylation
Cellular component (GO): nucleus; cytoplasm
Molecular function (GO): protein serine/threonine kinase activity; protein binding; ATP binding
Source: RefSeq, a predicted model, not a curated record
AUAAAAAAUAAUUUCAAUAAUUUAUUUAUAUUGUUAAAAAUUUCAAUAUUUUCAUCAGCAGUUCAUAUUUUAAAUUGAAAUUUAUUAAAACUUUUGAAUGUUUUAUUUGCUUUAUUUGAUUAUUUAGUAAUGUAAAUUGCCGUAAGAUGGUGCUGUUACUUUUUUUACUCUAGAAUUUGAUAUUAUUUUAGAAAAAAGAAUUAUAAUAUAAUAAUUUUAUCAAGACAACUAUAUUACUCGUUCUAUAAAUGUAAAGAAAGUGAAGAAUUUUUAUUUGUGCAUCAAAUAAUAAGUACGUUUUGUUCAUAUGCUUAAUUGUAUUCGACAGUAUGGACCAAUCAGGAACGUUCUAUGGAAACAUCAGUGAUUAUUGAAUUACGAUAUAAAUAUUUAUAGUAAUCUACUCUGAUGAAAUAUAUACGGCCGAUUUAUAAAUUAAAAUAUAUGUAUACGGAUAUACAUGUAAUCACGCAUAUAAAAAUAUAAACAAUAGUAAAAUCAAUUUUUUUCAAAUAAUUUGUUAACCAAUCGUAGAUGACUACGAAUAUUGGAAAUGCUUUCAGUGCGGAUUUUCCUUUGUUAUUCCUAUUCUGUUAACGUAGUAAAGUUUCCAACGCGUAACGAAUAAAAAGAAAAAAGAAAGCUUCGUAUUCAUGAACAGUCACUAACACAACAAUGUUUUUUCGACCUAACUAUUUGUAAUGUGUGGUUGUGUUGUCAGUUACACGUGAUCAUUGUUGUGAAGUAAAGUACAUCGUUUCCCGGUAUCCAUGAAUCAAGCCAACGCGCGUAGUCUUUCUUUCCACACAAUUGUAUUUUAUUAAAUUAAAUAUAUUUUUCGUUCUCUAGCGUAUAUGUACAAUAAAAAUAUUUUGUUUAAUUUACGUGCGUUUAAUAAAAAAUAUCAUAUAAUGGGUUAAUCUUAUUCAUGUAUUUUGUUUGUAUUAAAUUAUUACGUAUGUUUUUGUAAAAGUGAAAAAAGUAACACGUAAUAAUUAUUCAAAGAUAUAUUUGUUAUUUAUACAUUGUUCGAUUGUUCGAAUAUCAUCAAAAAGAUAUGAACAUGUUAUCACAAGACUCGAUAUCUUUGUCCUUACCUGACACACAAAACAUAGACGCUGUGGCUCUCACGCAGUCUCAAGAUUUACCUGUUUCACAACAAAAAACUGUGACUAUUUGGGGAAGAUUAUGUCCAAACAAGCUUCCUUUUAAACCUUUAGAAAUGACUAAGGACGAAUAUACUCUCGGUCGUGCAGAGAGUUGUGAUAUUUGUGUGAAUUCUAAAGAAUUUAGAGCUAAGUGGGUGAGUGUAAUAAGUAAAGUGCAUUUUAGGAUAAUCAGAGAAUAUAUUGGUGAAAACACUAAUGAUUCAGUAGUGUAUCUGGAAGAUCUUAGUCAUAAUGGAACUUUUGUUAAUAAAGAAAGAGUUGGAAAUCGUAAACGAGUAGUAUUAGAAAGUAAUGAUGUGAUAUCUCUUGCACAACCUUAUUUUGCAGUAUAUAUAUUCAUGAGUACAACUGCAUUUGAGGGUAAUGAAUUGCCUAUGGAAUUAAAGAGCAAAUAUGCAGUUUCACGUAAACUAGGUUCAGGUGCUGGUGGAGAAGUAAAAAUGGUAUUUACUAAAAAUGGUUGUAAAAAGUUUGCGAUGAAAACUAUAGUCAAAGCAGUGAGUAAUUCAAAUGGAUAUAAGCACGGUUUAAAUGAUCCUGAAAAAAUCAUGAAUGAAGUUAGGAUUUUGAAAGCUUUGAGGCAUCCAUGUGUGAUUCGUAUGGAAGAAAUUGUAGAUACUCCAAGCACUGUAUAUAUUGUUCUUGAAUUAAUGGAAGGCGGAGAACUAUUUGAAAGGAUAACAAGUAGGGGCAGAUUAACAGAAAAUCAUACCAAACUGAUAUUUUAUCAAGUUGUAUUGGCAGUUCAUUACCUUCAUGAAUGUGGUAUCACCCAUAGAGACUUAAAGCCUGAAAAUAUAUUAUUGGCAAGCAAUGCAGAUAUAACUUUAGCUAAAGUAUCAGACUUUGGUUUGUCAAAAUUAGUUGACGCGCAAACCAUGAUGAAAACAUUUUGUGGAACACCAAUGUAUGUAGCACCUGAGAUAUUGUUAACAGGUGGACGUGGUUCAUAUACAAACAAAGUAGAUAUAUGGAGUCUAGGUGUAAUUUUAUAUGCUUGUUUAAGUGGAGCAGUUCCAUUUAACAUUACAUGUAAAGAAGUUACUUUGCAAGAUCAAAUAAAAAGAGGACUUUAUGGGUUUCCGAGUUCUAGAUUUGGACAUGUAUCGGAUAAAGCUAUUGAUUUGAUCAAACGUAUGAUGACAGUAGACCCUAAGAAACGAAUUACCAUCAAGCAGGUGUUAUUACAUCCUUGGCUACAAGAUCGUUUUAUGCGUAAUACUGUACAUUCAUUAAUUAAUUAUGGUAAGGACGAGAACUGCCCUCCUGUAAAUUUACUUACAGAUGAUAGAUAUAAACAUGACACGCAUGCAGGUCUGUUGAAACGACCAAGAAUAGACUUAUAAAUAUUUUGACUAAACACAGUCUGCUAGCGGGUCUAUGUAAUUAUUAGUACAAAUAAUGAAGAGAGUAUUGACUUUUUUAAAAUAAAAGAAUUAUGUUAAUCACA